UGAAGACGAAUGGCCAAAUUAUACAUUUGAAGGAUUCACACGCUCAUGUUAUUGUGAUAAAUCUUGUCCCCAUGGAAAUACAAUUAACGACAAUCUUGGAUUAACGUGUUGCAAUGACGACGUGAUUAAAUCAGGCUGCCAAUCGGUGCGAAUGAGACAAUCCAAAUUAUCCCGACAAAUUGUACCAAAUCGACGACAUUCAUUUGGACCAUCGGCAAGAGUUUUCUUCUCAUUGAUAAAUGAUUGACUUUAGGUGUUGAAUUUCAAUCAAAAGAACUCACAAUUAAAUCAUGAUGAUCGAUAAUUUUAACGAUUCCAAAAGAUGGAGCCUCUCUCUUGUCACACUCUCUCUUCCACUCUGUAGCAUCCUCAUUCUCAUCUUCCUCCUCCUCCUCCUCAUCCUCAUCAUCAUCUCCCUCCCUUGAUGAAGAUAAACUUGAAAUAAAUUUGAAGGUUUACCUGAGAAAAAAAAAGUUUGUCUCUUUUUUUGGCCCAACGUAAUUUCAUUUGCCCCUUACCUGUUGAAGAAUCAACAUCAAGAGUAGUAGUUAGAAUUAAAUCCUUAGAGAAUUAAAUCAAAUCAACGAUUUACAUCUCAACUUUAAUUUAUUAAUAAACUUUUUUUUCUUCCCGUGUUUCAAACUAUCAAAUCAAAGUUAAUUUAGACAAUGAUCAUGAAUUACAAUAUGAUUAAGUUCCUAUUCUUACCUGUGAUAUUUAUCAGUGUUUACGGUCAAACGGAAACAGAAUUACCCUCAAUCGAUUUAGGUUCAUCUAAUACUAAUGAGUGUCCAGCUUCAAUGUCCACCUUUGAACUUGUCACUGGAUAUGUUUUCACCUCUUCAGAUGAUACAAUUGAAACUAUUCCCGGAGUUUUACAAUUAACUGAUUGUCUUACAAAGUGUAAUGAUAAUAUUACUUGUCGAGCGGUAAACUAUGAAACUGGACUUUGUAUACUUUUACGUUCUGAUGCUACAAUUAAACCGGAAGCCCUUCAACCCUCACAGUUUCCAGUUUUCACAAUUUACGCUGAAAAAUCAUGUCUAAAGGGAAUUGAAGGUAAAUUAUGUUCAUCUUCAUGGUCCUUUGAAAAGGUAAAUGGUUAUGAGCUUCGUAAAUAUGAAAGGAAACGUCUUAAUGGAACCAGCAAAGUUGAAUGUCUUGAAUCUUGUCUCCUUGAAACAUCAUUUAAAUGUCGAUCAGUUAAUUACGAUAAUACAACAGGUGAUUGUUCAUUAUCCGAUAUUGAUAGACACGCUAUUCCAACGAAACCACCACGUAAAGAGUUUGCACCAUCACUUAUAUCACCAUCAACUGUUGCCUAUUAUGAAUCAAAUUGUAUUGAAGAACCCAAAACAAUGUGUUCCUUUCAAGAGGUUAAAGGUAAAGUGUUGAAAACCGUUGAUUCCAUUCACCCAAAUGUCAACACAACCGAAGAGUGUGAAAAGGUUUGUCUCAAUGCCGUUUACCGUUGUUUCUCAUACGACAUGGGCGAACCUAAGAAUGGUCGAGUUUGUCGAACCAGUCAUUUAGAAUCUGUCUCAUUAACUCAUAUCGAGGAACCACAUUCAGAGGUACCUGAUGCAAUUACCUAUGAGCGAGGACCAUGUUACAAAUUGAAAAUUGACUGUCGAGCCAAGGAAAUGAUUGCAUCGAUUCAAACAACCAAAUUAUUUAAUGGAAAGGUUUACGCUAAGGCAAAGCCAACGGCCUGUGUCAACGAUGUAACUAAUCAACUUGAUUUUGAUCUAACUAUGCCUUAUCAUGAUAUACUGUGUGAUGUUAAGCAAAAGGAAGCCGGAACCUUUGCCAAUGACAUUGUCAUUCAACAUCAUGAUAUGGUGGUAACCACCAAGGACAUGGGUCUAUCAGUCAACUGUAACUACGAUCUGUCCAAUAAAAGUGUCACCAAUCAAUCGCCCAUCUCUAUUGGAGCUGAUGAACUUGAACGCGAUGAAGCCAAUGUCCAUUCACAAGUUGUUGGAUCGCCUAAUAUUACCAUGCGAAUUGUUGAUAAAGAUGGAAAUGAUAUAACAAGUGCUCAAGUUGGAGAUUCAUUGACCAUGAGAUUUUCUAUCGACGAACCUUCAAGUCCUUAUAAGAUGUUCAUCCGUGAAUUAGUUGCCGUCGAUGGUCAAGAUGUUUCUGAUAUCUUGUUGAUUGAUGGAGCUGGUUGUCCAGUUGAUAUAAAUAUUAUGGGAUUUGUGACCAAAGUAGAUUCUGAUGGUGCCUAUUAUCUUGAAGUGCCUUUUGAUGCUUUCAAAUUUCCAACCUCUGAUAUUGUUCAAUUCCGUGCUUUAGUUACACCCUGUUUAACUGGCUGUGAGCCCGUUUCAUGUGUAUCUCAAACAGCUGACGGUAAAGUACAAGAACGUGAUUCAUAUGGUAAACGACGACGAAGACGACGAUCAGCUAUCGGCGGUAAAACUGAUGAAGAGAAGGAUCUUCUUAUGACCCAAUCAAUUAAAAUUACUGAUGUAUUUGAAUUGGAAGGUAAAAGAAAACCAGGAAAUAAUAAGAAUAGAAAUGUUUUGGGUCCAUUGGGUGGUGAUAUGGGUUCAGAAGGUUCUAACCCAACUGAUUAUUUCAUUUAUAAUUCCCGAGGUGAAGACGGAAGUGAACCAGUUCGAAAUGUUUUCACUGGUUCUUGUAUAAACAUGGCUGGUUUUACGAUUGCAUGUGGACUUUUCCUGGUUGCACAAUUAAUCAUGUUAAUUGUUUGGGCUUGUUGUUGGCAGCGUAAAAUGAAUUCAGUAUAUAAUUCAUCAUCUUCUUCAUCAACUGCAUCAUUUUCAUCAUCAAAUAUCUGUGAUAAUAAACGUCGAUCAUCAAACCUUCAAAGUCCAUCCUACAUAUACUCAUACGGAGGUCCAGCCGGUAGUUUACCGGGUAAAACCAGUGAUACAGCUUCAAAUUUACGUUACUCAACAAUGGGCUGUCGAUAUGAUUAAAAUGAUUAGAUUGUUAACUAAAAAAAUUAAUCAACGAAUUUUUAAUCAGAUCAAAGUUCUUAGGACCAUUUCAAGAUGAUUCUUGCCAAUUACUCUUUAAAAUUAACUCUCACCAUCUUCCAAUGAAUCUCUCUCUCUCUCUCUCUCUCUCUCUUUCCGCAUCACCCUCUAUCUAUCUCCCUUUUAACUUUCAUCAUUCUCAUCAUAACUUAUUUAUCUCCCAAACCACCAAUUAAUUAAGGUACGUUUUCUACCGACAAUCACUUGAUGUUACUUUUCUUGUGAGGAUAAUCCACUUUAAAGAAAAGGGAUCAAGUUAUCCACCGAUCAUCAUCAUCUCAGAUUAACCUGCGUAUUGGAAUGUCUCCCGUUAAGUUAAUCAUCAAUCAAAAAUAGAUUACAGCAACAAUUAAAAUCCAUACACAUUUACACCCAUCAUAACAUAUGAAGGCUCCAAAUCAGCACAAUCAAUAACUUUAUUUUCAAAGAUAAAGAAAAAUAUUUGCCGAUAUUUUCACCUUAAUAUAAGAGAAAAAAAACUUUAAUUCUCUUCUUCUUCUUCUUCUUAUUGAAUAACUUAUUCAUAAUCCCUUCACCUUUAAGGUCCAUAAAUGGAUUCGGACGAUGAUUCCACCGCUAAUGAAAAUCAUAUUCCAAAUGACCAUAACUAAACCAUCAUCUCUUUCUCAUUGAAUAGAAACAAAAACACAGAAGUAACUCUUCACCAGUUCUUCCGGCGUCUCUGGUGCCAUACCAAAUGAACCCACCUUUAAUUUUAUUCUGUAUCAACACAAUUUAAACAUAAUCAACAUCUCCAACCAUUAACUAAUAAUCAACAUUCACCUUUAAUUGGAAUUGACAAAUACCUAUGAGGCACCAGAACUCUAGUCUCGUGAUUAACGUUAUUAUAAACUUUUCGCAAGAGUAAAAGUUAUACGCACAUUCACUGAACUUGAGUUUCUUAAUUGUUGAUUUCUCUCUCUCUUCACUUCUUGGUUAAUUAGUAUUCAAUUCAAUCAACCUUAACGUUUGAUGAUUGACGUUGAAAGGGAAAAUUAUGCAAAGGAAAAUAUUGGAACCUCUCUCCCUCAUCUUCCACCGCCCGAAGUGGUUAUGGUUCCCUCUCCACCCAUAAAUCAACAUUGUCUCUUAUUAUUUUCUACCUGGAAGGUCAACACACAUGUAAACACACUCAACGUGAAACCCACCGUCAACUUCCUGUUUUCAAAACAAACAAAAAAUCGACUGCUGUGAACAGCUGAUUGUUUACUUUAUUUAGACUCAUACACCUAGAGAAAGAGAUAUUUUCAAUCCACCCUGAGGAGGAAAAACAAUCAACAACAAUCUGAUUGAUUAUUUUAUCAAAUCAAUUCCUAUGGAUAUUUUUACACAAUUUAACAAUCUAAAGCUCAUACACUCACCAAUUACCUUUAAUCCUCCCAUAGAUUAAUUUUAAUUGAUGAAAUUUUCACUUUUCAAUUCUCAUCAUCAAUUUCCCAGCAAAAUAAUUUAAUCAAUUAUUUAUAAUUAAUUUCCAUUGAUCAUUAAGUCUCUCUUUUAUCUAGAAAAUAUUGUUUACCUGUUUUACUCAACACAAACAAACACAGGUAACAAUUUGUUUUCCAGAUUAAUGAUCAUUUACUCAUUAAUCCAAUAAUCUAAUCAGUUUAAAAUGAUGAAAUCAAGUUAAUUGUAUGAAAAACAAUUUAUCUUGUCUUUUUGAUUGUUCAGGUAAACCUUGAUGUUAUUUCAAACAAUCAAUAUGUACUUACAAUUAAAAUACACCAAGGAAAGUAUAGUAACAAUAACAAUAACAAUUAAGUUAAAUGUAAAUUAAAUUAUUGAUCAAUAUCAAUAUUAAUUUAAUUCACAAUGAUUAGUUAAUUUAUCUCUAAUAAUUACUUUGAGAUUUACUUUCUCCUAUUGUUUUUCAUAUGAUUAACUUGAUAUUAUCAAUUUUUUCCCUAUUGUCUUUUACCGUCCAAACAAUUAACUUAAUUUCUGUCCUUGUAAUUAGUUAAAAUUACGUGAUAAUCAGUUUUAAUUGGUUGAAGAUGUUUUUGUUUCUUUAAUUAAUCAUCAUCAUUAACAAUCUCAUUAUCAUCAUCAUCAUUAUUUAUAAAAAAAACAACAAUCAAAUUAGUAAUUUAUUAAUCAAACUGUAAUUCUGUCCCCAAUCUUUGUAAUAAUUAACUGUUCAAUUUGUACCAACGGUGUGGUUUCUUUGUCUUCCAACUUUAACAACAAUUAAAACUAUUGAAAACAA
Messenger RNA from Panonychus citri (citrus red mite), 5217 nucleotides. RefSeq lists its product as uncharacterized. NCBI's taxonomy places the organism in Eukaryota, Metazoa, Arthropoda, Arachnida, Trombidiformes, Tetranychidae. The coding region runs from base 669 to 2951 and encodes 760 amino acids. The transcript has 7 exons. The record is from RefSeq and is a predicted model, not a curated record.